AUGACUAUGAGAAAAUCAUUCUGUUUANACUACCUUUAAAGAAUUAAAUUUCAACGAACUUUAUGCUGUAAGAAUUUGAAGAAAGACCUCUUUAUGGAAAUUAAAUCGUUAAAAUUAUUUUGUCUCAAAAAUUUUGAGUCCAAAGAAUAAUUUCUCUAAUCGAAGUAUAUUAAAAAAAAAUAGAAAGAAUUAUAUAGUUUUGUAAUAUAGAAGCUUUAUUCUUAAAAUAAUUCAAGAAAUUUACCUGAUCUUUAGAAUGGAUAAAUAGGAAUAAAAAAUAAUUCUCAAACUUCCCCAUGUUAUGGAUAGAAAAAAUAGUAUAAAAUUCAAAUAGAAUCAUUGAAAGGAGAAAAUUUAGCUAUUUUAAAGACUGAAUUCCAGGUUUGA
Messenger RNA from Paramecium sonneborni, 387 nucleotides. Lineage: Eukaryota; Ciliophora; Oligohymenophorea; Peniculida; Parameciidae. The record is from the annotation of a GenBank genome assembly.